UUGUCGCUCUUUUCAAAAUUCGAAAAAUUCCUCGGCGAUAACAGUAUCUGUUAAUUGAGGAGGAGGAGUCGUACUUGAGUUAACAUUCGCUCAACCAAUGAGCGCGGAGAUUUGCACCUGGCUCCAAAACCAGCAGCCAAUCACAACGACAUCCUCGGCAUGGCGAUCCAGGCGGUAAGCUCCAUGUGUUGAUCAUGUAGUCAACAUCGUGUAAGUGUCAACAUUACUAUCUCGGCUUCCUGUCCGCCUUCCCUACGUGUUGAUGAGAGCUUCUGGGACGUGCCAGCCCCUGUAAGCAAACUCCAACUGUGUGUUCGUAUGAAAUAUUGACUCCCGAAGAAAUAUAUCAAGUGCGAGAAAGGAGAAUGAGGACGAGCGAGGUGGGGACAGUGUAGCUCGGCGGCGGCGCCCUACUGCUGCUGUGGGACCUGCCUGGAGGCCGGUGAGGGCCAUGAUUCCUACACCCUCCACCGUCAUCCACACGCCCACCCGCCCCAAGCUGGGCUUUUCCAUCGACAGUAUCGUUGGGCGAGGAGGAGUAGACUCCCGGGGGUCACCACCCCCUUCCCCAGGAUCCCCCCGUGGGAGUCCCAGACCCAGAAGUCCUAUUGCGUCCUUCAACGACCUACACAAGCCACAGGUACGAGUUCCUGAGCCUAUCCACCCUCUGGUACCCACGUCGGUGCCCACGUCACUCCCCCAUCAUGUCGCUCCGUCCCUCCACUCGCUGCCAGGGCUGCACGUGCCCCAGGCGCUCCACCUAGCUACCCUCCUGCCUCAUGGGGGACCCCCGGGGCUUCCCACGGCCAUCCCACCGGUGCUGUUGGGUCAGAUGCCUCACCUGGGCACGCCUCUGCCUCCUGCACCUGGUCCGAGAGAGUUUCCGCUGUACCCGUGGCUGCUCUCCAGACACUCGCGUCUCUUCGGUCACAGAUUUCCAGGACCGGAUUUCCCGUCCUUUCUGCUCCCCUUCCGGAAGCCGAAGCGGAUCCGGACGGCGUUCAGUCCAAGCCAGCUGCUGAAGCUAGAGCAAGCCUUCGAGAAGAACCAGUACGUGGUAGGCGCGGAGAGGAAGCAGCUCGCCCAGUCCCUCAACCUCUCCGAGACACAGGUGAAAGUGUGGUUCCAAAACCGGCGGACGAAGCACAAGCGUGUCCAGCAGGAGGAGGAACAGCAAUCCGGCGGCAGCUCCAAGAAGGACGGCACCAGAGAGGACACGGACGGCAGCAAGAGUGACUCCACCAAGGCUGAGGACAAAGACGACCUCUCUAUGAUCGAAUACGACGAGGACGACGUGAUGAGCGACGAAGACUGCGAUCCCCGAGGGCAGGAGAGCAGCGCGCAGACCUAGGGUGACCCUGACCUGUGCUGUGACUUAUGACUAUUUAGUCUGUGAGGCGACACGUGAAAGAAAACCAGGAAACAUUUUCUCACUUACCCUGCAAGAGAGAGAGAGCGCAGAAACAAUGAAAACGGAACAUGAACUGUGUGGCAAUGCCAUUAAGACGGCAAAUAAAUGGAUCGAGUUAUCUCAACAUUAGCAUAAGGAACAGGAGUGUGUUGCUGAAACAAAAAGUCCAUUCAGCCCAGACCACGAUAUGAGGAAGUAGAAACAGUGUAUGAAAAAUUAAAGGAAGGAGAGAGAGAGAGAGAGAGAGAGAGAGAGAGAGAGAGAGAGAGAGAGAGAGAGAGAGAGAGAGAGAGAGAGAGAGAAUAGCCUUGGAAGUGUAGUGUUAGACAGCAGUUGGGCACUUCUCCCCUGACACUUCCUUGGCACUUCCCUAGUACUUCCCUUCGGUCACACGUUCGAAGGCAUGUAAACAGUACCUAUGUUAUAAAGAGAGAGAGAGAGAGAGAGAGAGAGAGAGAGAGAGAGAGAGAGAGAGAGAGAGAGAGAGAGAGAGAGAGAGAGAGAGAGAGAGAGAGAGAGAGAGAGAGAGAGAGAGAGAGAGAGAGAGAGAGAGAGAGAGAGAGAGAGAGAGAGAGAGAGAGAAGUCGUCCACCGUGGGAUCGUGGGAAAGUACUUGAAGUUAACUGAUUUCGAUGUGGAAGUAACACAUGAAUUAAGUGUAAUCACCAGGUGUCCCUCGCCACAGGUGCGAAGGGUUAAAGGAUCCUGUAUUGGGUGGCGCGGACAGGUGUGCCGAGACAGGUGUUGUGAUGCCCCUCGAUCACAGCACCGCACGGCAAUGUAACGCGAAAGAGGGUCGUUAGUCAUCUUAAUUCCCUCCCCUUUCACCUUAUUGACUUAGCCUGCUAUGUAUAUGUAAUCUUGGAAACUUUAUACGUAAUUUAAUACUGUAUAUACAUUUACCGUUUAAGUGCAUACAGACCGAAGUUAGUUUCAUGUUCAUAAGAGAGGAGAGGAAAAAAGAUAAAAUUCCUCAUAUUUGCAACAUGACUGUACUCGUAUCAUCCGUAACAUUUUCAUCCGCUGAUUGUGUUAUUACGGUAAUUAGCGUGCAUGAAUUAGAGGGUCUGUCAAAUUUAAUGAGAGUCCAGCGUUGUGUGCUGACUCGCAGUGAAAUUAAUUACACGUAGCCAUGUACUAGUAGGAGAACGAAAAAUUCUUAUGUAGCGAAUGUGUUUAGUGCUUAGACGGUCGUUCCCUCAUUUUUAUUUUUAUUUUUCAACGCCUCGAUUGCGUCUGUCCUGCUAACUCCCCCUAUUCGUCUGUCCGCUUCUGCCUAAUGUUCUCCGUCCGUCAGGUUCUGUUGGGGACCCGUGUUGCAUUCCCUCAGUAUGUUAGCUGUUUACUACUACAACUACUACGAGUACUUCUUCCAUUCGGUGUUCUCUUCCUCACCACUUGCCCUUGUGAGCGUUAGUGCCUCGUCAGGGGAAUUGUCCGGGUGGUGUGUGGGUGGCUGACUUAUAUAGAGACGCGCUACACAAUAUUCCUAGUUUCUCUUCCAAAGUAGCUGUAAUUUGUGUUACGUUCGUGUUUGGCUUAAUUUUCUUUGUUCAGUGGCGGUUCUUACACCUUCCUAUGCAACAUUACGUCCCUUUUGUUCAAACUUAAGAUUAUUCAUACAACAUACACAUUGUUGGUUUGGUGUUUAAGGGAAUGGUGCAGUUCAUGUAUAAUUUGCUGUUGCACGUGGACUGCCAUGUUCUAGGAGUACGUUGACCUAAUUGGUGACCUCUACUAGUGAUCUUCAAUGUGUUUUGAUUAUUGUUACCUACGAAUGAUUCAUGUGCAUGUGCCAUAAAUUAUCUGUACAUGAAUCUUUUUAAUCCACUUUCCCCUGGCUCGAUUGCCAAAUAAACACACACACACACACACACACACACACACAUACUUAUGUUGAUAUCUCUGCAGAAGGUCACUUGUGUUUUUGUAUGCGUGUGUGAUUUACGUCCUUUUCUAUGUGACACCCUAUAUCAACACACAAACCAAACUUUCCUUAAGCGUCCUCCAUGUGGUCCUCCUCCUCCUCCUCCUCCUUAUACUCCUACUCCACAUCUUCCUCCUCCUCCUCCUCCUCCUCCUCCUCCUCCUCGUCCUUUUGUCUCCUCAGCUUGGCGUUAUUACCGUCCCCCAAACCUUGACAAGACGCAGAGGAAGAAGCUGUUGUGUAAUAAGGUUUUUCGUUUUAUAUUUGUGCCAAGGACUGACUUCCUUUGGCGUGUAUAAAAUGUAAAAUUCUCCUGUAAAUAAAAGAAGAAAGUAUA
Portunus trituberculatus (swimming crab) is the source of this 3675-nucleotide messenger RNA. RefSeq names its product homeotic protein empty spiracles-like. Lineage: Eukaryota; Metazoa; Arthropoda; Malacostraca; Decapoda; Portunidae. Gene Ontology annotation, biological process: central nervous system development; regulation of DNA-templated transcription; brain development. The transcript is spliced from 3 exons. Gene Ontology annotation, molecular function: DNA-binding transcription factor activity, RNA polymerase II-specific; DNA binding. The coding region runs from base 452 to 1351 and encodes 299 amino acids. The record is from RefSeq and is a predicted model, not a curated record.